AUGCGCUCAGGUGGUCACGCGCGCUUCAACCUCGGCGAAGACGAAGACCACCACAGUGGCAGCGAGAGCGAUCAUCCUCCUCCGGGCAUGAACGCACCUCAGAUCAUCGUUGAGGCUGUAGGAGACGAGGGGGGACGACCCGGUGUGGAUCGGACGAAUGGAGAAGAUCGGUCGGAGCAAACCAGUGGGGGGACGAUGCAUGACGCACAGAAUGGGGAGGGGAAUGAUGAAAAGUACCCACCGGCCAAAGAUGAGGCGGAUGCGGCGCAAGGGACUGGGGCAGAGGCAGCAACGAAGGUGGGGUCUAAAUCCCGUCUCCGAGGGCACUAGUUCGGCUGGUUAGGAGCACUCCUGAUGACCGACGGUCUCUUUCCACGUUUUCUUAAGCAGGAGAAGAAACCACAACACACGCUCCUCCACGUUGUGCAGGAAGCGAUCGAUCCUUACAUCGGCUGGGCCAAACCCAAGAUGAAUUGGAAGUCGUGGAGACCGGUCCUACGCGCCUCGAUUGCGAGUUGGGCAGGACUCACUUUGAUCCUUGCGACUCGGUCACAGGUCAUGCUUGGGCAAGGUCAGUUUCCGAGCCGAGUAGCAGGUACGAACGUGGGAACGUGGGAGCGUGGAACUGAUGCAUUUUUGCGACCAUAACACCCAUUUCUCAGCGGGUUUUCUCGUCCUCAUCGUCUCGGUCAUCUCCCCCGCCGCCUAUCCGAUAGCGACAAUGCUCGAGUUGACCUUUUUCCAAUUCGCCAUCGUAUCCACAUCCUGGGCAUACUCGGCCUUCGGGCUCUACAUCGCCCAUAUUUCGCGACGCAAGUACCGUUACUCGCAAGCGCAGUUCCAAGUCGCGGUCGGACAGCAAUUUGCUGCCCAAGGCGUUGCGGGCUACGAUAUCUCGAAUCGUGCACUGCUCGAGAUCUUUCAUGGGAGAUACCUUGAGCCGACGAGCUCAGCGGUUUGUGGAAUCUUCCUUGGCGUUGGGGUGGGUUUCCUGUUGUGGUUGCGACAGCGCCUCGGGCCUGGGCCGGCCUUGUUCGGGAUCAUUUUCGGCAUCAUCCUCAUGAUCAUUUGCUUCACUAUCGCGGUGCUGUUUCCUUAUUACUAUGCCUCUGUGGGACUCGUGUAAGUUAUGGGGCUCUCUUGUGACGGCGUUCACACAGCUACUGAUUCACAUCUUGUGCAACGGUAGAUUCUUCCUGCCCUUCACCUGCCAAGAAGCGAUCCAACUCGCGGCCAGCUUCCUCAUCCUCCCCGAAACAUUAGGCCACCAAUUCGCCGAUCGACUCGUCACCACUUUAACACCCCUACAAGGCGUGAUCGAGACGCAAAAGGACAUGCUCGCUACGGACCCGAGAUCCCUCGACUGGCUCAAGUUCAAAACGAUCAAAUCGGGCGUGCAGGGGGCGAUGGAAGCUUUGGCGUUGCUCGGUGCGAGUGAGGCGAAUUUGACGAGGGAGGUCUCGUAUGGGAGAGUCAGUGGGAAGGAUCUGAUCAAGUUGUUGAAGGGGGUGCGGAUACUGGUUGCGAGGUCGAGUAAGUCGACGAGGAUCGAUUUCAAUUCCUUCAAUAAGCACGAGCUGACAGAGUUCCGUCGAUGUUGCAGCCGGUUUCAUCUCGUUCUACGAGAUUGUGGAGAAGCAUCUCCAUCGUGAUUUGUCGCAAGCGAAGGGUGGGGCUAUCGCAGACGAACUCGUCAUUCAUCUGGGACAUUCUCGGCCCGCCACUCCCUCGCCUUCUCGACCGGCCUCACCCAAGCCUGGGGAAGCGCAAGAGCAGAACCAACAUCGUGAAAUCGAGACCUCGGCGGACCCACAUCAGCUCUCGCGUGCACUUGCCAAAGCCACGAACGAGACAGAUUCUCAGCGGGUAUCAGCGUAUCGCUCCCAUUCGCACCCCGCGUUCACGACCUCGAGUCGAAACUCGUCUUGCGCCUCCAUCGGAGACUUGCACGAGGGCCUCGUCGACAAUCAUCAGAGCCACUCUCGCCCGUCGAGUAGUAAGCGACGGUCCAAGUCGAGAACCCGGCUCCACGCGCAACACCACAAGAACAAGAGCUCGGCGUCGCUGUUGCACGAAAUCUUGCACCCCAACGUCGAGAUACCACGACCUGUCGGCAUGUUUGAAUCGCAGAGAUACAUGGAUUUGGAGGACUACCUACACAAUCCGCGCGAUGAGGAACACCUGCGCGAGAUCAUGGAGUUGUUGGCGGUGGCUUCGACUGAUUUGCUCGAUGCUUUGAAGGACUUGGUCAGCGUCUUGAUCGAGACGAUUCACGCCUUCAAGAUGGCGAGCCAUAUCGCUUGGCGACUUCUCAAGGACCUCGGGAUCAGAAAAAGCGAUCAAAAGACGCAGGAGCAAUUGAUGGAAGAAUUAGGCGCGUGCAUUGAACGCGUCGAAAUGGCGCACAGCCACUAUCGGGAUGUGCGGAGGCUCGACGUCAUUCGACCCUUUGCGGGCUUGUUCGACCCCAUCUCGCAUCUCGGUCCGGAUGGGACGAUCGCGGACGAUACCUUUCAAGCGCCGAGUCAUCGAGGUUUGUUCUGGGCCCUGUCGUACCAGUUCUCGCUCAUCUCGUGGGGCGAGGCAUUGCUCGACCUCAGUAAGGAAUGUCAUACGAUCGGCAAGAAGCGACAGACUGUUCGUUUGUGGACCCCCGAGUGGGCCAAGUUCCACUUUGCGACGAGUCAUCCCGAAGCAACUUUCGAAGAGGAAUCACCAGACUCGAUCGAACUCAUCAAUCGCUCCGUGUUCCGCGCUCCUCGUGAUCCCGACCAUCGUCCUCCGCGUACGGCGCUGGCCCUCUUCGGCGUCAAGUUCAAUCACUUCCUCCACUUUUUCGUCCGCAAGGAGUUCCUCUUCGCCGUCAAGCUUGCGAUUGUGAUUGGGGUGUGCGCCAUGCCGGCUUUCUUUCGCACGUCGUGUUACUUUUUCUACCGCGAGCGAGGAAUUUGGCCCUUGGUCAUGAUCGCUCUCACCUCGACGCUCUACAUCGGUGAUACGACAUUCGGUUUCAUCAUUCGACUCGUCGGCACCGUUGCCGGUGCCAUCUUUGGCUUGCUGCUCUGGUCCAUCGCGGCGCAGACCGGUGGGGGUAAUCCUUUCGCUGCCGGUGCGGUCAUGGCCGUCGCGAUGCCUUUGAUCUUCUUCUUCCGCCUGUACUACACCCCCGUACCGACGGCCAUCAUCCCGACCGUGACGACGAUGCUCGUGUUCGGCUACUCGUGGCAAGGAGCGCACCACCCCUCCGGGUCAUCGGUAGGGAGCGGCUGGCCCGUCACUUGGCGUCGAAUGGUGUGCGUCGCAUUAGGAGUCGUCAUCGCUUUCUUGGUCGCGUUCAUCCCUCCCAAAGUGACGCAGAAGAAAGCGAUCCGUAAGACGUACGCCAACGUCAUCAAUUCGAUGGGCGGGGUGUUUUGUCAGAUCGUCUCCUUCGCAGCAUGCAAAGAAGACGGUUCUGGAGCUCGUCCGACCAUCAUCCUCAAGAACUUGGCUGCGCUGCGCACCAAAAUCAGCAAAACGACGGCUUCGAAAAUGAUGGUUCGAUUCGAAUGGUCCUGGGCCGGUCAAUGGCCCGAACAACACUACACCUCUCUUCAAUCGCUGCAAAUGGAGAUGCUCGAUUCGUUCGGUCAAUUACUCUCCGUCCUCGCCUCGCUCGAUAAGAAAUGGACCAAAGCGAUGUUACACCGUUCCCAACUGUCCAACCCCCAAUUCCUAGGUGACAUGUUGACGACCUUUCAACUCAUUUCUUCGGCCCUAAGGGACGGGACGCAAUUACCUAUGAUUUACAAUCCGUUGUUGGAGAGGUUCCUCAAAUCGCCCGAAACGAGGGAAGCGCAUCGUCAGUAUGGGUUCGAGAUCGCGCUCAAUGAGGAAGAUGAAGUCGAGGGGAUCCCCUCGCAUGUGACGUUGGAAACGAUUUGCUCAAUCGAGUAUUUGAGGUUCUCGUGUGGGAUCUCCCAGGUGUAUGCGAUCGUCAAUGUGAGUUUUGAACGUAUUCGUUGUGGGACUCUGAAGAUUUGGAGCAAAUAAAGCCGAGCACUGAUUCACCUCCUCGGCAUCCUCAGCGCCUCGACCGUCUCAUGUUCAUCACCAAAGCCUUGGUAGGUGAACACUACCUCAUGUACGGUCUCGAUUCGCUCAACUAUAAACCACGCCACCCCGAGGGGGACGAGGAGGAGAGGAGGUGGUUAAGGGAGCAUGAUGAUACGCCUUCGGGGAGGUCGAGCUUCGAUGCGGGGGAGAUGGUUUGA
Microbotryum saponariae is the source of this 4253-nucleotide messenger RNA. The record is from the annotation of a GenBank genome assembly. Lineage: Eukaryota; Fungi; Basidiomycota; Microbotryomycetes; Microbotryales; Microbotryaceae.